Messenger RNA from Aptenodytes forsteri (emperor penguin), 5213 nucleotides. It is a transcript of the gene TMEM94, whose product is annotated as transmembrane protein 94. The record is from RefSeq and is a predicted model, not a curated record. NCBI's taxonomy places the organism in Eukaryota, Metazoa, Chordata, Aves, Sphenisciformes, Spheniscidae. The transcript is spliced from 31 exons. Bases 24 to 4106 code for a protein of 1360 amino acids.
CAUGCUUACAGAACCGCACAGCCAUGGACCUCAAGGAGAAGUGUCAGGAUGAGAUGACCUCAAGUUUGGGCCUUACCACAAAGAAAGCCCUCACGAUCCUGAGAGACCAGUUGUCAGCACUUCUGGAGGGGCAUCAGAAGGAGCGGAAAAAAGUGACUUCAUGGAAGGAGGUGUGGAGGAGCAGUUUUCUCUACCAUGGUAACCGUUGCUCCUGUUUCCACUGGCCUGGUGCAUCUCUGAUGCUUCUGGCAGUGCUGUUGCUGCUGUGCUGCUAUGGGAGCCAGCCACAGGGGAGCCAAGGUGCUGAGAUAGUUAAUGCACUGGCACUCUUCCUCCUUCUCCUUUUGGAUCUCUUCAUGAUCGGGCGUCAAGAGAGGCUGAAGUGCAGAGAGGUGGAGAGGAGACUUCAGACAAUCAUUGAUAAGAUAAAUGAUACACUUGGCAAAGAGGUGAAAUGGCCAGACUCCAUGUACCCUGACCUUCACAUGCCUUAUGCCCCAUCCUGGUCCCUUCAUUGGGCCUACAGGGAUGGUCAUCUUGUCAACCUGCCUGUGAGCCUGUUAGUAGAAGGAGAUGUCAUUGCUUUGAGGCCAGGUCAGGAGUCAUUUGCUUCUCUGAGAGGAAUUAAGGAUGAUGAGCACAUAGUUCUGGAGCCAGGAGAUCUGUUUCCACCUUUCUCACCUCCGCCCUCCCCAAGGGGAGAAGUGAAGAAGGGACCUCAGAACCCUCAGCUGUAUCGUCUCUUCCGUGUCUUGAAGACCCCAAUAAUAGAUAAUGUUAGGUGGUGUCUGGAAAUGGCUUUGUCACGUCCUGUGACAGCCCUGGAUAAUGAGAGAUUCACUGUACAGUCAGUGAUGCUGAAAUAUGCUGUCCCUAUUGUACUGGCUGGCUUCCUGAUCACCAAUGCUGUGCGCUUCAUUUUCAAAGCUCCUGGAAUUGCUUCUUGGCAGUACACUCUUCUUCAGCUACAGGUGAAUGGUGUCCUACCCAUCCUUCCAUUGCUCUUUCCCAUCCUGUGGAUUCUUGCUACAGCCUUUGGAGAAGCCAGAGUCUUGGCCCAGAUGAGCAAGGCCUCAUCCACCUCACUGCUUGCUAAGUUUUCAGAGGACACUCUCAGCAGCUACACAGAGAUGGUAUCUUCUCAGGAAAUGAUACGCUGUAUCUGGAGCCACUUCCUCUGUGUUUUAAAAGGCAAAUCCCCAACUCUGAGCUUCACUUCCAGCUUGCUUCAUAGUCUGGGAUCCGUCACUGUGCUCUGCUGUGUAGACAAGCAGGGGAUUCUUUCCUGGCCAAACCCCAGCCCAGAGACUGUUCUGUUCUUCAGUGGGAAGGUGGAACCACCUCAUGAUAGCCAUGAAGAUCUGACUGAUGAGCUCUCUACACGGUCCUUCUGCCAUCCUGAAAUGGAAGACGAGCCCCAUGAAAGAGAUGCUUUGCUCUCUGGCCCCCUGGCAGACACAGUCCACAUGACCAAUGAGCAAGAGAGGAACAACUGGUCUAGUGACCCUCCAAAGGCUCCCGAUGCCCAUGCCCACCGAAAGCCAAACAGCAGAAGCAAACAUCCCUCUGGGUCCAAUGUGAGUUUUAGCAAGGAUACGGAGGGUGGAGAGGAGGAACAUACUCAGGUUGUUGGUGACAGUGAGGUGUUGGCUUGUGAGGCUGAAGACUUUGUGUGUGACUACCACCUUGAGAUGCUUAGCCUGUCCCAAGACCAGCAGAAUCCCUCCUGCAUCCAGUUUGAUGACUCCAACUGGCAGAUGCACUUGAAUUCCCUCAAGCCUCUGGGCCUGAAUGUGCUGCUCAACCUCUGCAAUGCCAGUGUGACAGAGUGUCUGUGCCGCUUCUCUGACCACCUCUGUAACAUUGCCCUCCAGGAAACUCACAAUGCCGUGCUGCCUGUCCAUGUGCCCUGGGGCCUCUGUGAGCUUGCCAGGCUAAUAGGUUUCACACCAGGUGCUAAAGAUCUUUUCAAGCAGGAGAACUAUUUGGCCUUGUACCGCUUGCCAAGUGAUGAGAUGGUUAAGGAAACAAUCCUGGGGAAGCUUUCAUCGAUCACCAAGAGAAGACCACCCCUGAGCCACAUGAUUAACCUGUUCGUGAAGGACACCACUACCAGCACUGAGCAGAUGUUUUCUCAUGGGACAGCUGACAUCAUCCUCGAGGCCUGCACAGACUUUUGGGACGGUACCGAUAUCUAUCCCCUCUCUGGCUCUGACAGGAAGAAGGUCUUAGAUUUCUACCAGCGAGCCUGCCUCUCAGGAUACUGUUCUGCCUUUGCAUACAAGCCAAUGCAUUGUGCCUUGUCCUCCCAACUCAAUGGCAAGUGCAUAGAACUGGUGCAGGUCCCUGGGCAGAGUGCUAUCUUCACAUGCUGUGAUCUCCCUGGGACGACCCCCAUCAAACAGAGCAGUCGGAGGAAUAGCUGGAGCUCAGAUGAAGGGAUUGGGGAAGUGAUGGAGAAGGAAGACUGUAUCCAGGCUCUGAGCGGACAGAUCUUCAUGGGAAUGGUCUCAUCUCAGUAUCAGGCCCGUCUUGACAUUGUCCGCCUCAUUGAUGGAUUGGUCAAUGCCUGCAUUCGUUUUGUCUACUUCUCCCUGGAAGAUGAGCUCAAAAGCAAGGUGUUUGCUGAGAAGAUGGGUCUUGAGACUGGCUGGAAUUGCCACAUAUCUUUAACGCCUAAUGGUGAUGUGCCUGGCUCAGAGAUCCCUCCCUCUAGCCCCAGUCAUGCUGGCUCUUUGCACGAUGAUCUACAUCAGGUUUCUCGAGAUGAUGUGGAGGGGCUUCUGCUGAUGGAAGAGGAAGGGCACUCAGAUCUCAUCAGUUUUCAGCCAACAGACAGCGAUAUCCCCAGCUUCCUGGAGGACUGUAACAGGGCCAAACUCCCACGGGGGAUCCACCAGGUGAGACCUCACCUGCAGAACAUAGACAACGUGCCUUUGCUGGUGCCCCUCUUCACAGACUGUACCGCAGAGACCAUGUGUGAGAUGAUCAAGAUCAUGCAGGAGUAUGGGGAGGUGACUUGCUGUCUGGGAAGCUCUGCCAACCUGCGGAAUAGUUGCCUCUUCCUGCAGAGUGAUAUCAGUAUAGCACUGGACCCUCUCUAUCCAUCUCGCUGCUCCUGGGAGACUUUUGGCUAUGCCACCAGCACCACCAUGACUCAUGUCUCUGAUGAGCUCACCCCGCUGCAGCUCUCAGGGCAACUCAACAGCCUGCCUUGCUCCAUGUCCUUCCGCCAAGAAGAGAGUACUAGUAUUAUCAGGCUUAUAGAGCAGGCCAGGCAUGCAACAUAUGGGAUCCGCAAGUGUUUCCUCUUCCUGCUGCAGUGCCAGCUGACCUUGGUGGUCAUUCAGUUCCUCUCCUGCCUGGUGCAGCUGCCCCCCAUCCUCAGUACCACAGACAUUGUGUGGCUCUCCUGUUUCUGCUACCCACUGCUCAGCAUUUCGCUCCUGGGCAAGCCUCCCCACAGCUCCAUCAUGACCAUGGCAACAGGAAAAAACUUGACUUCCAUUCCUAAGAAGACUCAGCAUUACUUCCUGUUCUGCUUCCUGCUGAAAUUCAGCCUGACCAUCUGCUCCUGCCUCAUCUGCUUCGGGUUCACACUGCAUGAGUCCUGCAAAGAGGUGAACACUACCAGCCUCAAUCUCACAGUGUGCUCUUCCAUCAUGCUGCACAGCAAUGCUGAUGGUGCUCCUGACUGGUUUGGGACAUUUUCCAAUGCUCUUCUUGUAGCCCAGAAGCUCACAGCUGGCCUGAUUGUUUUACACACAGUGUUCAUAUCCAUCACCCAUGUCCAUCGCACCAAGCCAUUGUGGAAGAAGAGCCCCCUCUCCAACCGGUGGUGGACGCUCACUGUGGCUGUUGUAUUGCUGGGGCAAGUGGCACAGACUGUGCUGGACCUGAAACUCUGGGAAAACCUCAAUUCUUCAUUGACCUUUAACCACGUUUCCAUCUCCCCUGUCUCAUGGCUUCUGGGUUUUCUUUCCUUGGUCCUUGUGGUUAUCAUCAAUGAGAUUGUCAAGCUGCAUGAAAUCAGGGUCCGGGUCCGUUACCAAAAGAGGCAGAAGUUGCAGUUUGAAACAAAGCUGGGGAUGAAUUCACCAUUUUAAACACUCCCAGCUUGAGUUCCCUGGAGCCAAGGCCACAUAGCCGCAUCCUGCACUGGGAGUGGCUGCACCAAAGGAUCAGGGAUUUUUCCCUCACACAUGCAAACCAGACAGCCUCCUUGCAAAACUACAUCAGCACCUUCCUGGGGGCCUCAGGCAGGGCACUGCUAUCCGGAUCCCCCAGCAGGUAUGCAGUCCCUCCCUAGCCUGCUAGGGUACUCUCAAGGGAGCCUACAAGCUCUAGUGGCUGUUCAGGCUGCUCUUCCUUUAUUUAUUUGUUACUAGAAGUUUUUGGUAGUAUCAUGGUGAUGCUGAAAUGAAGUGACUCCUUCCCCCUGUGUGAGCAGAUGGGUUUCCUAGACCUGGCAGGAGAAUCUGGGCCCAGCAGGGGAGACAUAGGGCUGCUGAAGCAAGAGAUCUCUAUUGAAAGUCAUUUUGUUUUUCCAUCUCUGCAUGCUCACCUGAUGUGUGUGUGCAUGCCUGUGCAUGCCCUCACCCACCUCCCUGUCCCUGUGUCCUGGGGCAAAGGAGCCAACUCUCUUGCAGCUCCAGGAGUGCUGGGUGCCAGGUGAGGACUGGAGCUCACUUUCCCAAGGGUACACUGGGAAGGGUCUCUGGCAGGGUGCUGGGAAAGCCCCUGCGAUGGCCAGGUUGUGCCAGGCCUGCCCUCUAGCGUUGUUGCUGUAGCCAUAUGCCGGCUGUUGAGUGCUUCAAAAGAGGGAUGAGACAGGGCUUUAAGAAAAGCUGUCUGCAUUUGACCCUGGUGAUCUGGUGCAGAGGGCAGUUCUGCCUGCCUGCAGGGAGUCAGCAUGGCUCAGCUUCCUCCAGCCCUAUUGAACCAGCUCUCAUCUGCUUUAACAACCCCCAGAGAGAUUUAUAACUGUCCUCAUUUUUGUGAUUCGAAUUGCUGUUCUGCUUCAGUAAAAUGCCUGCUUGAGAGGGCCAUAGCUAGAAAUAAAACCUGAGACCUGCCUAUCCUGCCGUGGAGGGAGGGGGACAUCUUUCCAGGCAGGAUGUCUGCAUCUUGCAGUUGUGACUAGCAUGGAGCUGGUGGACGGCUCCUUCUCCAGUCCUGGGAUUGUGCUGCAUCUGGUACUUGCUCUCCAAGGC